Lepus europaeus (European hare) is the source of this 1362-nucleotide messenger RNA. RefSeq lists its product as uncharacterized. Lineage: Eukaryota; Metazoa; Chordata; Mammalia; Lagomorpha; Leporidae. Gene Ontology annotation, molecular function: aspartic-type endopeptidase activity; zinc ion binding; nucleic acid binding. The record is from RefSeq and is a predicted model, not a curated record. Gene Ontology annotation, biological process: proteolysis; virion assembly.
AUGCCCACAGCUUGGGAGCCCAGCCUAGGAGUCUACGCACCAGCGCUGGAAGGGGAGUACUGGCCAUUUUCUGCUUCCGAUCUUUACAAUUGGAAAACCCAUAACCCCUGUUUCUCUCAGGACCCCCAGGCUCUGACUGGGCUGAUUGAGUCAAUUUUAUUGACUCAUCAGCCCACCUGGGAUGAUUGUCAGCAGCUUCUGCAGACCCUCCUCACUACUGAGGAAAAGCAGCGUGUCUACCUUGAGGCACGGAAAAACGUCCCUGGAGCAGAUGGCCGACCGACCCUACUGCCAAACGAAAUCGAGGAGGCGUUUCCCUUAACCCGUCCUGAUUGGGACUAUACCACCGUUGCUGGUAGGGAGCGACUUCGUCUUUACCGCCAGAUUCUCCUUGGGGGUCUCAGAGGGGCUGGAAAGCGCCCCACCAAUUUGGCCAAGGUACGUGCAGUAGUGCAGGGGGCUGAGGAAACGCCGGCAGGCUUCCUAGAAAGAUUAAUGGAAGCCUACCGUAUGUACACCCCGUUUGACCCCCUGGCAGAGGACCGGCAGGGAGAUGUAAUCAUGUCCUUUAUAGGACAGUCAGCAUCGGACCGCAAUAAAUUGCAGUGGCUAGAGGGGCUUCAGGGGUAUACUAUACAAGAUUUAAUGAAGGAGGCAGAAAAGAUUUACAACAAAAGGGAGACCCGAGAGGAGAAGGAGGAAAGGAUCCGCAAGGAGCAGGAGGAAAGGGAAGACAAAAGAGACAAAAGACAUAAUCGAGAGCUUAGUAGAAUUUUGGCCACCGUAGUGCAGGAUACAGAGAGGAGUAGACCAGGACAGAAUAGGGACUUGGGAGACAAGCGAAAGCCUCGGGUGGAAAGAGAUCAAUGUGCCUAUUGUAAAGAAAGAGGACACUGGGUCAAAGACUGCCCGAAGAAACCACAGGGACCAAAGAAGAGACCAGUUCCAAUCCUGUCCCUGGAAGAAGACAAUUAGGUGAGUCAGGGCCAGGAGCCCCCCCCCGAGCCCAGGAUAACCCUUGAACUGGGGGGCAGACCGGUAACCUUCCUGAUUGACACGGGAGCCCAGCACUCGGUACUGACUUCAGAAAAAGGGCCUUUAAGCUCCAAGACUUCCUGGGUUCAGGGGGCAACUGGAGGGAAGUUAUAUCGCUGGACAACCAAUCGAGAGGUCCAGUUGAGUACAGGACUUGUGACACACUCGUUCUUACUAGUGCCAGACUGCCCCUACCCCCUCCUGGGCAGGGACCUACUCUCGAAGGUAGGAGCCCAAAUUCACUUCCAUGAGAAAGGAGCUACCAUCACAGACUCAGGGGGGCGGCCCCUCCAGGUAUUAACACUACGCUUGGAGGACGAACACCGA